This is a messenger RNA of Hemibagrus wyckioides, 8453 nucleotides long. It is a transcript of the gene myo7aa, whose product is annotated as myosin VIIAa. Gene Ontology annotation, cellular component: cytoskeleton; myosin complex. The record is from RefSeq and is a predicted model, not a curated record. The coding region runs from base 441 to 7079 and encodes 2212 amino acids. Gene Ontology annotation, molecular function: cytoskeletal motor activity; protein binding; ATP binding. The transcript has 48 exons. NCBI's taxonomy places the organism in Eukaryota, Metazoa, Chordata, Actinopteri, Siluriformes, Bagridae.
CCAUCCUCACCUUUUUCACAAUGUCCCAGCAGGGCAGAGAAGGAGAAUCACCAAGUCUUUGACCAGUGGACACAUUUUACAUGGUAGAACGGGACAGAGGCAAUAUAUAGUAGUUGAAAAUGAAAGGAACUGUGAGGUCUUAGAAGCUGAAGACAAACUUUGGCUUCUUCUGAUCUUUGGAGCAGUUGCUGGACACACUGUUUGUGUAAGUUAAGGAGGACAGCUAGGACUCAGCUAGGAAGUUUUUACUCCAAUACAAGAGGAAGACAUUGGGAUUAAAUGCAGGUUUCAGUUUGGGCUGCUUGCUGAAUUGAAAUGAACUUCACACCACACGCACCUGCUAAGGAAGUGUGUGUGUGAGCGUGUGUUAUUUGGAACACUAGCCUUAACACUUCAAGACUUUUUGCCGCAUGUAUGGAUGAGUGUUUAGACGGUGGAGGAUGUAUAAGCGACGGGAUUAUGUUGAGCUUUAUGAGAAGGACCAGGCGAAGUGGGCACUGUUGAGGAAUGUCAACACUGUCUUCAAACAGACCACUCUGCUACCGGGGGACUAUGUGUGGUUGGACCUGAAGACAGGUCGAGAGUUUGAGGUCCCGAUUGGUGCAGUGGUGAAGCUCUGUGACUCAGGGCAAAUCCAGGUUCUAGAUGAUGAGGGCAAUGAACACUGGAUCUCCCCCCAACAUGCCACCAACAUUAAGCCAAUGCACCCAACCUCUAUUCAUGGUGUGGAGGACAUGAUUCGCCUGGGGGACCUGAAUGAGGCUGGGAUUCUGCGCAACCUUCUCAUCCGUUACCGAGAACACCUCAUUUAUACUAACUGUGGAGGCAGGACAUACACAGGGUCAAUACUGGUGGCAGUGAACCCAUACCAGCUGCUGCCCAUCUACACAGCUGACCAGAUUCGCCUCUACACCAACAAGAAGAUCGGAGAGAUGCCUCCUCACAUCUUUGCCAUUGCUGACAACUGUUACUUUAACAUGCAGAGGAAUAACAAGGACCAGUGCUGCAUCAUCAGUGGUGAGUCUGGAGCGGGGAAAACGGAGAGCACCAAGUUGAUCUUGCAGUUUCUGGCUGCCAUCAGUGGGCAGCACUCCUGGAUCGAACAGCAGGUGUUGGAAGCCAACCCUAUCCUUGAGGCUUUUGGGAAUGCCAAGACCAUCCGUAAUGACAACUCGAGCCGAUUUGGGAAGUACAUAGAUAUCCAUUUCAACAAGAGAGGAGCAAUAGAAGGAGCCAAAAUUGAGCAAUACCUGCUGGAGAAGUCCAGAGUGUGUAGACAGGCCCAGGAUGAGAGGAACUACCAUAUUUUUUAUUGUAUGUUGAAAGGCAUGACUCCAGACCAGAAGAAGAAACUUGGCCUGGGCAAAGCAACAGAUUACACCUACCUCACUAUUGGAAAGUGCACUGUGUGUGAUGGUCGUGAUGACCAGAAGGAGUAUUCCAACAUCCGUUCAGCCAUGAAGGUACUACUGUUUACAGACACGGAGAACUGGGAGAUCUCUAAACUGCUGGCCUCCAUUCUGCAUAUGGGCAACCUCAGAUAUGAAGCCCGCACAUAUGAUAACCUGGAUGCAUGUGAGGUGGUACGUUCUGUUGAGCUUUCCAUCGCUGCAAAGCUGUUAGAGGUUGACUCUAAGGAUUUAAUGAACUGCCUGACCAGUCGCACCAUCAUCACACGGGGAGAGACAGUGUCUACGCCUCUGAGCAUGGAGCAGGCCUUGGAUGUUCGAGAUGCUUUUGUGAAGGGAAUAUACGGACGUCUAUUUGUAUGGAUUGUUGAAAAGAUUAACGCAGCCAUUUACAAACCUCCAUCUCACGAGCCUAAAGCGGUGCGCAGGUCCAUCGGCCUGCUGGACAUUUUUGGCUUUGAGAAUUUCACAGUAAACAGCUUCGAGCAGCUUUGCAUCAACUUUGCCAAUGAAAACCUCCAGCAGUUCUUUGUGCGACACGUCUUCAAGCUGGAGCAGGAGGAAUACAACUUGGAGAACAUCAACUGGCAGCACAUCGAGUUUACUGACAACCAGGAUGCGCUGGAUAUGAUCGCCAUCAAACCCAUGAACAUCAUCUCACUCAUCGACGAGGAGAGCAAGUUCCCCAAGGGCACAGACACCACCAUGCUGAACAAACUAAACUCUCAACACAAGCUCAACACCAACUACAUCCCACCCAAGAACAGCUACGAGACACAGUUUGGCAUCCAGCACUUCGCUGGCAUCGUCUACUAUGAGACCAGAGGCUUUCUAGAGAAGAACAGAGACACCCUUCAUGGUGACAUCAUUCAGCUGGUUCACUCGUCCAAGAACAAGUUCAUCAAGCAGAUCUUUCAAGCUGAUGUAGCCAUGGGGGCGGAGACCAGAAAGCGUUCCCCAACCCUGAGCAGUCAGUUUAAACGUUCUCUGGAGUUGCUGAUGCGCACACUGAGUGUGUGUCAGCCCUUCUUCGUCCGCUGCAUCAAACCCAACGAGUACAAGAAGCCCAUGCUCUUUGACAGGGAGCUGUGUGUGAGGCAGCUCCGCUACUCAGGAAUGAUGGAAACAAUUCGGAUCCGGAGAGCUGGAUACCCCAUCCGCUACACUUUUGUGGAGUUUGUGGAUAGGUAUCGUGUCCUCAUGCCUGGAGUGAAACCUUCCUACAAACAGGAGGAUCUGCGAGGGACCUGCCAGAGAAUUGCUGAGGCUGUCCUUGGCAGAGAUGAUGACUGGCAAAUGGGAAAAACCAAAAUCUUCCUGAAGGACCAUCAUGAUAUGCUUUUGGAGAUUGAGAGAGACAAAGCCAUCACUGACAAAGUCAUUCUCAUACAGAAAGUUGUCCGUGGAUUCAAAGACAGGUCUAACUUCCUGAAAAUUAAGAAAUCAGCUCUUAUGAUCCAGAAGACUUGGAGGGGUUACAUCUGUCGGAAGAAUUAUGGGGCGAUGCUUGCCGGAUUCUCACGACUCCAGGCCCUGUACCGCUCCAGGAAGCUCUAUCAGACGUAUCAUGUGACCCGGCAGAGGAUGACCCUGUUCCAGGCUCGCUGUAGAGGUUGCAUGGUGCGUCGGGCGUUCAGACACCGGCUCUGGGCCGUCAUCACCAUCCAGGCCUAUACCAGGGGCAUGAUCGCUCGCCGUUUAUACCACAGACUCAAAGGAGAGUACAAGCGGCGACUGGAUGCAGAGAAGAUGCGCUUGGCCGAAGAGGAGAAGCUCAGGUACCAGAUGAGUGCGAAGCGGGCCAAAGCCGAGGCCGAGCGGAAGCACCAGGAGCGACUGGCCCAGCUAGCACGAGAGGAUGCAGAGCGGGAGAAGAAGGAGAAGGAAGAGGCACGUAGGAAGAAGGAGAUGCUGGAGCAAAUGGAAAGAGCUCGCCAUGAGCCUGUCAAUGACUCCGACAUGGUGGAUAAGAUGUUCGGCUUCCUGGGAACCACAAACUCUUUCCCUGGGCAGGAGGGCCAGGCACCCGCUGGGUUUGAGGACCUGGAACGUACUCAAAGGAAUGUGGAGGAAGAGGAUCUGGAUGAAGCUCUUCCUCUCCCCGAGGAAGAAGAGGAGGAUCUGUCUGAAUAUAAGUUUGCCAAAUUCUCAGCCACCUACUUUCAGGGCACCAGCACUCACACAUACAUGCGCCGGCCGCUCAAGCAACCCUUACUGUUUCAUGAGGAUGAGGGAGAUCAGCUGGCUGCGCUAGCGGUGUGGAUCACAAUUCUGCGAUUUAUGGGCGAUCUCCCAGAACCGAAGUACCAUACAGCCAUUAGUGACGGCAGUGAGAAAAUCCCUGUAAUGACCAAGAUCUAUGAGACGCUGGGGAAGAAGACCUACAAGAGGGAGCUGCAGGCUCUGCAAGGAGAGGGAGAGAAUGCCCACAUUGAGAGUCCUAAGAAGAACAGUGUACGUCACAAGCUAGUGUCCCUCACCCUUAAGAAGAAGUCAAAGAUAACUGAAGAGGUGACCAAGCGUCUGAAUGACGGAGAGUACACAGUGCAUGGGAACAGCAUGCUCGAGGACCGACCUACAUCCAACCUGGAGAAACUUCACUUUAUCAUCGGCAAUGGCAUCCUCCGGCCUGGACUCAGAGAUGAGAUCUACUGUCAGAUUUGUAAGCAGCUGAACCAGAACCCAUCUAAAAGCAGCCAUGCUCGAGGCUGGAUCCUCCUGUCCCUGUGUGUGGGCUGCUUUUCACCUACUGAGAAAUUUGUCAAGUAUCUGAGGAAUUUUAUCAGCGGAGGGCCUCCAGGAUACGCUCCGUACUGUGAGGAAAGGCUCAGGAGGACGUUUGUGAAUGGCACCAGAACACAGCCGCCCUCCUGGCUCGAGCUGCAGGCGACUAAAUCUAAGAAGCCCAUCAUGCUGCCUGUGACUUUUAUGGAUGGCACCACAAAAACUCUGCUGACCGACUCGGCCACCACGGCCAAGGAGCUGUGUAACGCACUGGCAGACAAAAUCAACCUCCGAGAUCGCUUCGGCUUCUCUCUGUACAUCGCUCUGUUCGACAAGGUUUCAUCUUUAGGCAGUGGUAAUGACCACGUAAUGGAUGCCGUGUCUCAGUGUGAGCAGUAUGCUAAAGAGCAAGGUGCUCAGGAGCGAAACGCCCCCUGGAGACUGUUCUUCAGGAAGGAGAUCUUCACACCCUGGCACGACCCCACUGAGGACGGAGUGGCUACCAAUCUCGUCUACCAGCAGAUCAUACGUGGUGUCAAGUUCGGAGAAUACCGCUGUGACAGGGAUGAUCUAGCUGAACUUGCCUCUCAGCAGUACUACGUGGACUAUGGCUCUGAGAUCCUGGUUGAGCGUCUCCUCAGCCUCAUUCCUUCCUACAUCCCAGACCGGGAAAUCAGCUCUGCCAAGUCAGUGGAGAAAUGGGCACACUUUAUCAUGGCAGCCCACAAAAAGGGUAUUUACACACAGAAACGAGUGGACCCUCAGAAGGUCAGAGAGGAAGUGGUAGAUUUUGCUCGAUACAAAUGGCCAUUGUUAUUUUCAAGAUUCUAUGAAGCCUUUAAAUUUUCAGGACCCAGUUUACCUAAAAAUGAUGUGAUUGUAGCAGUGAACUGGACUGGAGUUUACUUUGUGGAUGAACAAGAGCAGGUUCUUUUAGAGCUCUCCUUCCCAGAGAUCACUGCUGUCGCCAGCAGCAAAGGCAGUAAGCUCCAGGGCCAGAGCUUCACCUUGGCCACCAUUAAAGGGGAUGAAUACACCUUCACCUCCAACAAUGCAGAGGACAUCCGAGACCUUGUUGUUACUUUCCUCGAGGGCCUUAGAAAGAGGUCGAAGUUUGUGGUAGCGAUACAGGACAACCCUAAUCCAGUUGGAGAUGACUCGACAUUUCUGAGCUUUGCUAAAGGCGACCUCAUCUUGCUGGACCAGGACACGGGUGAGCAGGUCAUGACCUCGGGCUGGGCUCAUGGAAUCAACGACAGGACCAAGCAAAGAGGAGAUUUUCCAGCUGACUGCGUGUACGUGCUGCCCAUCGUCACCAGACCUCAGCCAGACAUUGUGGCUCUCGUUACCAUGACGCCCGCCCAGCGUCAGGAAUCACUGCGUGUGUCGCAGGUCGCUCUGCCUGAGAGUGUGGAGAGGGUGAAGCCUUACACGCUGGAGGAGUUCUCCUACGAUUACUUCAGGCCUCCUCCUAAACACACGCUGAGUCGUGUGAUGAUCACUAAGAACCGUGGGAAGGACAAGCUGUGGUGCUGCACUCGGGAGCCACUUAAACAGCCGCUGCUCAAGAAGGUUCUGGCUAAUGAGGAUCUAUCACAGGACGCCUGCAUGGCCUUCAUCGCCGUUAUGAAAUAUAUGGGCGAUUAUCCGUCCAAACGAACUCGCUCUGUGAACGAGCUCACGGAUCAGAUCUUUGAGGCCGCUCUGAAGGCAGAGCCUCUAAAAGAUGAGAUCUACUGUCAGAUUCUCAAACAGCUCACUGACAAUCAUGUGAAGUACAGUGAGGAAAAGGGCUGGGAGCUGCUGUGGUUGUGCACUGGUCUCUUCCCUCCCAGUAAUGUCCUUCUGCCUCAUGUCCAGAGGUUCCUGCAAUCUAAGAAACAUCAUCCACUGUCCAUGGACUGCAUGCAAAGAUUGCAGAAAGCCUUGCGAAAUGGCUCCAGGAAAUAUCCUCCUCACCUGGUGGAAGUGGAGGCAAUCCAGCACAAGACCACACAGAUCUUUCACAAAGUGUACUUCCCAGAUGACACAGAUGAGGCCUUCGAGGUCGAGUCCAGCACGAAAGCAAAAGACUUUUGCCUGAACAUCUCCGGCAGGCUGUUGCUCAAAUCGGCAGAUGGCUUCAGUCUGUUUGUGAAGAUCUCUGAUAAGGUGAUAAGUGUUCCAGAGGGUGAUUUCUUCUUCGAUUUUGUCCGCCAUCUUACCGACUGGAUCAAGAAAGCCAGACCUGCUAAAGAUGGAAUAGUGCCUUCACUGACCUACCAGGUCUUCUUCAUGAAGAAGUUAUGGACGAACACAAUCCCUGGAAAGGACUCUUUCGCAGAUUCUAUUUUUCAUUACUACCAGGAGCUUCCUAAAUAUCUUCGCGGUUACCACAAAUGCUCCAGAGAGGAAGUGUUUCAGCUAGCAGCGCUAAUCUACAGAGUCAAAUUCGAGGAUGAUAAAUCGUACUUUCCCAGCAUCCCCAAAAUGCUGAAAGAGCUGAUCCCGCAGGAUCUGAUUCGCCAGCUCUCUCCUGAUGACUGGAAAAGAUCGAUUGUGGCGUACUUCAACAAGCAUGCUGGCAAAGCGAGGGAAGAAGCCAAGCUGAUGUUUCUGAAGAUCAUUUUCAAGUGGACCACUUUCGGGUCAGCUUUCUUUGAAGUGAAGCAAACUACUGAGCCAAAUUUUCCUGAAAUCCUGCUAAUAGCCAUCAACAAGCAUGGAGUCAGUCUCAUCGACCCCAAAACCAAGGAUAUUUUAACCACUCACCCCUUCACAAAGAUCUCCAACUGGAGCAGUGGAAACACCUACUUCCACAUCACCAUCGGUAACCUGGUGCGAGGAAGCAAGCUGCUCUGUGAAACCUCACUGGGCUACAAAAUGGAUGAUCUGCUGACCUCCUACAUCAGCCAGAUGCUGACCACCAUGAGCAAGCAGCGGAGCUCACGUGGCCACAGCAGGUGAACGUCUUACUGGCGGGAGGCGGCAGAGUUGGUGCGUAUGCUCCGGGGUGUGGGUCAACCAUGCACCUGGAACCGGACCUUCGCCUGGCAGCUGUGGAGGAUGAGCCGCAGUCCCUCUAACAGCUCACAAGGCUCUGUUUACCCUGAUGAUACCGUUUCAUCCCUCUCCAGUGAGGACGACUACCUCUGACUGGACCUGGCUGGACUCUGUGGGUUAAAUCUGCUCACCUCCCGCCUCUCAAAUACUGAACCUGACCUGAAAGACAAACUGUGAUGCUCUGGAAGCAUUGCAAGAUUGCUGUUCUCUUGUGUAUGCAUGUAAAUUCACUGAAGCAGGAUACAAGCAACUUGCAGUGGCUACCAGACAUUCGUACCUGUAUAUUGCUAUAUUUAUUACUAUUAAGUGAUAACUAGUAAUUGUUAAUGUUUAUAUGCUGAUUAUAGUUAUAGGGAUGCAUUUAUUUGUAAAGAUUGCUUAUAUUCAUCUCAUAUGAACAGUUUUUUUUUGUUACUUUUGGCUGAAGUUACAGUAAGUGCUGCUCUGCGAUAUGGCCAUCAGGCAUGAUGAUGAGCCGAUCGUACUGCAACAAAUAUUACUAUAGUCUUUAAAACAACAGAAAUAAACCUUAAAAAUAAAUAUAAAAGCUAUAAUUAUGGGUUCUGAGUCCUUAGUCUUACCGUAUGUUUCGGAAAUUCACUCCUGAUUGAACACACUAAAAAAUCUACAAUGUACAGGGCAUUUUCUUUUCUUUUCAUUUUGAAGAGCAUGAAUUCAUAUGACAUAACAUUACACAUACAUGUAUAACUGAGUGCAGAAGUUUUUCUGGGUAAAUAAGACGAUUUUGGGGGUAAAUAAAGUAAAAUAUACGUAGUCUUUAAAAAUGGAUCACAAGAAGUUAAAAGUGAAAUAUACAUGUGUCCUACCACAAGAGGAUCUAAACACUAUUAGAGGUGUUUAACAUUAUUAAGGAGGAUGGGGGCAGUUCAAACGGGGGAUAAUAAACUGAUAUCAUUAUUUUUUCCUGCAAUGAAUCUCAGUAUAAAUUAUUUAACAAUCUUUGUUUUGUUGAAGGAAGCAUGGGGAAAAUUGGACGGAAGCACCGUGUGUAAUUGUUUUUAUAAGGAUUUUGAUGUGUGAAUUAAUUUCUGGCAACAUAAACUGGGACUCGAAAACAUUUUUGUAUCAGAGAUUUUAAAAGCCUUAAAUUUUUUUUUUUUGCUUAUGCAUAUUUAAGGUGUAUCUAUGUACAAUAUGUGUUUAUAGGUUUAAAUGUUAGCAUUGUGGAUUUUAUUUCGUCUUUGUAGAUUUUCUUGGUUUUAAAUGUUUGGCACUUGAGUCUAAAACAAAGAAAUGGUUUCAGAAGAAUCCGUUGUG